UAUGAUUGGACGACACACAGACCCCUCCCAUGCGUGUCUGAAGGUGAAGUAAGUGGAGAGGAGCCAAGUGAGACGAGAGCAGCUGAUCUUUUUUAUUAGCUUAAAUUAUGUCAUCCAGUGGACUUUUAACCAUGCGCACUCAAAUGUGCAAACGCCUGGCACACAAGUACCUGUCAAGGACCUACUCCUCUCGUCCCUCCCUUAAUGAAGUUGUUAUCGUCAGUGCGGUCCGCACCCCUAUGGGCUCCUUUAGAGGAAGCCUGGCAGCAGUGCCAGCCACCAAACUGGGCUCCAUCGCAAUCAGAGGAGCCAUCGAUAAAGCAGGUAUCCCGGUGGAGGAGGUGAAGGAGGUGUACAUGGGGAACGUCCUGCAGGCCGGAGAGGGUCAGGCCCCCACCAGACAGGCCUUGCUGGGAGCAGGUUGUACCCUGGGCACUCCAGCCACCACUAUCAACAAAGUCUGUGCCUCUGGAAUGAAGUCCAUCAUGCUGGCUGCCCAGAGCCUAAUGUGCGGUCACCAGGACGUGAUGGUGGCGGGGGGCAUGGAGAGUAUGUCCAACGUGCCCUACGUCAUGACCAGGGACACGCCCUCCUACGGCGGAGUCCGCAUGGAGGACCUCAUCGUCAAGGACGGCCUCACCGACGUCUACAACAAGUUCCACAUGGGCAACUGCGCAGAGAACACGGCCAAGGUGGCUGGCUUCAGCAGGGAGGAGCAGGACGCCUACGCCAUCGGCUCCUACACGCGCAGCAAGGCGGCGUUCGAGGCCGGCAUCCUGGCCAAGGAGAUCGUGCCCGUCAGCAUCCCACAGAGAGGUAAGCCUGACGUGGUGGUGUCUGAGGACGAGGAGUGGAGGCGUGUGGACUUCAGCAAGGUCCCCAAGCUGCGGGCGGUGUUCCAGAAGGAGAACGGCACUGUAACCGCGGCCAACGCCAGCACUUUGAACGAUGGGGCUGCCGCUCUGGUCCUCAUGACGGCCGACGCUGCCAAGCGGCUCAAUGUCAAGCCCCUGGCCAGGAUCGUCUCUUUCGCCGAUGCUGCCGUCGCUCCCAUUGACUUCCCCAUCGCUCCUGCGUUUGCUGUGCCCAAGGUGCUGGAGGCGGCCGGCAUCCAGAAGCAGGACGUGGCCAUGUGGGAGCUGAACGAGGCGUUUAGCGUGGUGGCACUGGCCAACGUAAAGAUGCUGGACAUCGACCCGGCCAAGGUCAACGUAAACGGCGGCGCGGUCUCACUGGGACACCCUAUCGGGAUGUCUGGAGCGAGAAUCGUAGGCCACAUGGCGAACAACCUGAAGGCAGGUGAAUACGGGCUGGCCGGCAUCUGCAACGGUGGUGGUGGCGCGUCCGCCAUCCUCAUCCAGAAACUGUAGGAAACCUAAGCUAACUAUGAGGUCCUUCCACUCCAUACGUGUGUUUUGUUGGGUUACGCUGUGUGUCCGAUUACGAUGCCCCCUUAAUGACAUGACUCCCAUUGCUAGUUUUGAUCUGUAGGCCUACGACUUUGAACACGCAUGCUGCCUUAUUUGACUCUGUGACUCCAUGUUCAAGACACUCCUUAGAUUGACGAUGGUCUGUUGUGAAAAGUAUUUAACUUGAAGAGUUCAAUAAAUAGUUUCUAUGAAAUGGA
Molecule: messenger RNA, 1627 nt
Organism: Gadus macrocephalus (Pacific cod)
Lineage: Eukaryota; Metazoa; Chordata; Actinopteri; Gadiformes; Gadidae
Gene: acat1
Product: acetyl-CoA acetyltransferase 1
Exons: 12
Coding region: 108-1370 (420 amino acids)
Biological process (GO): fatty acid beta-oxidation
Molecular function (GO): acetyl-CoA C-acetyltransferase activity
Source: RefSeq, a predicted model, not a curated record